Messenger RNA from Neurospora tetrasperma FGSC 2508, 1191 nucleotides. RefSeq lists its product as uncharacterized. Gene Ontology annotation, molecular function: hydrolase activity; zinc ion binding. The transcript has 3 exons. The record is from RefSeq and is a predicted model, not a curated record. NCBI's taxonomy places the organism in Eukaryota, Fungi, Ascomycota, Sordariomycetes, Sordariales, Sordariaceae. Bases 1 to 1182 code for a protein of 393 amino acids.
AUGUUCAUCGGCAUCUGCGGCAGUAUUUGCGCCGGCAAGAGCACCAUCGCUCAAUAUCUCGUUGAGCACCAUGGCUUCACACGUGUAUCUCUAGAGCAUACAACUAAGACAAUCGAUGAUAUCGUCAGCGGAGAGACCCCAAAUGAUCAUGUCAACGGUCUAAUCCACAAACUCUUACCCGCCUACAUCACCUCUCACACCCAAUCUUCCACCUCCGCGCGCUCGAAGGGCCAUGUCUUCCCCUCCGCCGACGAUCUCCUCGACUUUAUCACUAAGCACUGGCGCGAGCGAUGGGUAACAACGGACAUUCCCACCGAGGGGAUCCUCGACAUGUACACCCGCCGGCCUUUCUUCCUGCUUAUCAGCGUCGAUGCUCCCCUCACUGUCCGAUGGCGCCGCUUCCGUGAGCGCGGGGAAAAACAACAACGUCACCGAAACAACAUGAAGUCCUACUCCUCCUCCGCCGGCGGUGCCGCCCUUGCAGCUGGAGACGAAGAACAACAAGAAGAAGAAGAACCCCUCAUCUUCGAAUCCUUCGCCCACCUCAACGACACGCAACUCUUCCUCCCCCAAACCGGCCGGCUCCCACUGAUGUCGCGCGCCACCGUCCGCCUUCUCAACACGUCGCCCUCUCUUGCGCAUCUCUACGCCACGCUGGGGAAUCUUGACCUGCUCAACCCGGACCGUCUCCGGCCCUCAUGGGACUCAUACUUUAUGGCGCUCGCCUCGCUCGCCGCGCAGCGGUCCAACUGCAUGAAGCGGCGGGUCGGUUGCGUCGUGGUCCGCGACAAGCGCGUCAUCAGCACGGGGUACAACGGCACGCCUAGGGGAUUGAUCAACUGCGGCGAGGGCGGGUGCGGGCGGUGCAACGAGGGGCAGGGGUCCGGGCAGGGAUUGUCUACGUGUUUGUGCAUGCACGCGGAGGAGAACGCGCUGUUGGAGGCCGGACGGGAGAGGGUGAGGGAGGGCGCGGUCUUGUAUUGCGAUACUUGCCCAUGCCUGACGUGCAGCAUCAAGAUUGCGCAGGUGGGGAUCAGUGAAGUGGUGUAUAGCCAGGGGUACAGUAUGGACGGGGAGACGGCGGCGGUGUUUAGACAGGCGGGAGUCAAGUUGAGGCAAUUCAUUCCGCCAGCAAAUGGUUUGAUAUACUUGGAGAAGACCGACUUUUUCCCUCAAACGUAAAUGAGUUGG